GCCCGCGACCAGGGGAAACUUGGCUCGAAACUCACGCCCGCCGAGGCACCCGCGGCUGCACCGGCGCUCCCGGGUCUGCGGGUGCCGGCCCCGCUCGCUGCCCUGCCCGCCUGGGCCGAGCGGAGAAAGUUUCCCGGCAGGAGGCUGGGCGGGGGCGGGCGGCGCGGCGGGCGCUGCCGCAGUGAGUGCGCCGAGCCCGGGUUGUGCCGGCGGCGGCAGCACCGGGAGCGAGCGGUCCCGCCGCCCGCAGGGCGAUGUGAGGCUCGGGGACAGCGUCGGCUGCCGAAGGCUUUAGGUGUUACAUGCGUCCGCUAACCUUCUCCAAAAUGGAUUUUAGUCAGAGCAAUCUGUUCGGAUACAUAGAAGACCUGCAGGAACUAACUAUUAUAGAGAGGCCAGUACGCAGGAGCCUGAAGACACCAGAAGAAAUAGAAAGAUUGACAGUUGAUGAAGAACUCAGUGAUAUUGAAAGGGCUGUUUAUCUACUCAGUUCUGGUCAGGAUAUCCAAGGAACAAGUGUGGUGGCAAAUCUUCCGGUCUUGAUGCGACAGAAUCCUGCUGAAACACUUCGUCGGGUAUUACCAAAAAUCAGAGAGGUUCUGCAUGUUGCAGGAGUGGAAAUGCAGUUAACAGCUGCUGUUUCAUUUUUGACUGUUCUGCAAGAGGAGUCGGUGUCCAUUCAUACAUACUCCCACUCCUUCCUACACAUCAUUCUCCAGAACCUGGAACACAGAGAUGCAGGUGUCAGCAAUGCAUGGUUAGAAACUCUUCUUGCUGUAAUAGAAGCUUUACCAAAAGAAACUGUCAGGCACGAGAUCCUGAAUCCACUUGUUUCCAAAGCACAGCUUUCUCCAUCAGUUCAGUCCCGUUUAGUUAGUUGUAAAAUCAUGGGAAAAGUAGCUAACAAAUUUGAAGUCCAUAUUAUUAAAAGAGAGGUUCUUCCGUUGGUGAAAUCACUGUGCCAGGAUGUGGAAUAUGAAGUUAGAACUUGCAUGUGUCGGCAACUGGAACAUGUGGCUCGAGGAAUCGGGACAGAACUAACAAAAACUGUGGUGCUUCCUGAAUUAGUAGAACUGGCAAGAGAUGAGGGCAGCAGUGUCCGCCUUGCAGCUUUUGAGACAUUAGUGAAUCUGCUUGAUAUGUUUGAUGCAGAUGACAGGAGUCAAACUGUUCUCCCAUUAGUGAAAUCGUUCUGUGAAAAAUCCUUCAAAGCAGAUGAAUCUAUCCUAGUUUCUUUAUCUUUCCAUUUAGGGAAACUGUGUAAUGGAUUAUAUGGCAUUUUUACUCCUGAACAGCACUUACGGUUUUUGGAAUUUUAUAAGAAACUUUCCACACUGGGUUUACAGCAGGAGAAUGGACACAAUGAUAAUCAACUACAACUUCAAACUCUGGAACAGGAAAAGAAGUAUAUUUCAGUGAGGAAGAACUGUGCUUACAAUUUCCCAGCCAUGAUUGUUUUUGUGGAUCCAAAGAACUUCCAUUUAGAACUGUAUUCUAUAUUCUUUUGCCUUUGUCAUGACCCUGAAGUUCCUGUCAGAUAUACUAUGGCCAUAAGCUUCUUUGAGGUUGCUAAGCUUUUAAAUUCUGAUGUGUAUACAAUACAUAAAGAACUGGUUGCGUUAUUACAGGAUGAGUCACUGGAGGUGUUAGAUGCCCUAGUAGGUCACCUUCCUGAAAUCCUUGAACUAAUGGCUAACAGAGGAGAAAACAAUGGAUCAGAAAGCAAGUUACUCUCUAUUCCUGACUUGAUUCCUGCAUUAACAACAGCAGAACAGAGAGCAGCAACUUCAUUAAAAUGGAGAACUCACGAGAAGUUACUACAAAAAUAUGCAUGUCUCCCUCAUAUCAUAUCAAGUGAUCAGAUUUAUUACCGUUUUCUUCACAGAAUGUUGACAAUCAUUUUGACAAAUAAUGUCCUGCCAGUCCAAAAAGCAGCUGCUCGAACUCUCUGCGUUUAUUUGCGUUACAAUCGCAAACAAGAACAGAGGCAUGAGGUUAUUCAGAAACUGAUUGAACAACUGGGCCAAGGAAAAAGUUACUGGAACAGACUUCGUUUUUUAGAUACUUGUGAAUUCAUUAUGGAACUGUUUUCAAAAUCAUUCUUUUGUAAAUACUUCUUUUUACCUGUGCUUGAACUUACACAUGAUCCAGUGGCAAAUGUGAGAAUGAAGCUAUGCUAUUUGUUGCCAAAAGUUAAAUCUACUCUGAAGAUUCCCACUGAUAAACAUUUACUUCAGCAGUUGGAAUUAUGUAUAAGGAAACUUCUGUGUCAAGAGAAAGACAAAGAUGUCUUGACUAUUGUAAAAAGAACAGUGUUAGAAUUGGACAGAAUGGAGAUCUCUGUAGAUUCUGAACAAUUAGAAAAAGAGAAGCAGCAAACUGAAAAAAGAUCUACAAAUAUUAAUGAUAAAAUAUUUGAAAAGAAGCGUAGAGACAGUAAAGCAUCAUCAGUGUUGGCAAAAAGUAUCAAUCUCUCUGUUCCGGGAAGCUCUUCUGGUACAUCAGCAGGCAAAGAAGAAAAAAAAUCCAAGUUGGUUCGAAGCCAGUCUUUCAGUACUCAAGCACUGCAUCCAAAAUACAGCAACAUAGACAAGUGUCCUAAUAAAAGUUCUGCUACAAGAUAUACAUCUUCAAUAUCAGGAAUUGGAAAAAGCUGUAUGUUAUCCUUUAGUGAUGAUUCAUUCCGGGCUCUUUCUACUGGUAGUAGUGGGAAUGCUGCCUUCCUUUCUAGUCCUUCUUCUCACAACUUAUUUAGCUCAGCUGACCAAAAGAACAAUGGAAAUAAGGAGAGUCAGUCCCGAAGGAUGAGCAUAAAAAACAGAAAAUCAAACUCCUAGAUCAUCUGACAGAAAAAAAGAGGGAACCAGAGACUGGUGGAAGCAACGUUCUUGUGAGAUAAGUUGGGAGCAGCAGAUGGGACUCUCUAAUACCUGGAAUGAAUAAAAUACAUCCUGCAAUGUUAAAACUCUUAAGUAAAUUUUUUAAAUAAAAUUCCAAGCUGUAAAAUAUGUUCUGAUAAACAAUAUAAUGGUUGCAGAAUUGUGAAAUUAUAUGAAGUAUAACUUCAGCUAUGUGCUCUUUACUGCUGUAGCUAAAGUGAAGAUUUUGUUUUCUUCUAUUAUGCCUUUGUAGUUCAAAUUCUUGGAUUUAGAAUGCACAUACCCAUUAUUUAAUUGGCUUAUCUACAAUUUUAGCAACUCUUAGCACACAUGUUUUAUGCAAGUAAUAGAAGGAAUUGUUUAUGAAUAUGAAAAAGUAAUCCCACAUUUUAAAGAAUCUGAUUUAAGACCAAAGUCCAGAACCAUUCAUCGGUCUUUAAAAAAACCCAUAAACCUUAGAAGCAUUGUGCUGUGAAUUUGGAGUUAAUGCUUUUCCAAUUACUCAAUUCAUAAAAAUUCUGUGUAGGUUUCAAAGCAAUCUAAAAGCAAAUGUCUCCAGAUGAUGUAAAAAAAAGUUUUAUUUCAUAAGUUUUGUUGUAUAAAUACUUGUUUUAAUUUUUAGUAUUUCAGAUUGUAUUUUCACUUGAAUAAUUUAUAAUAAUGAAUCUAGUUUUUAAUCAGCUGUAAUUGCAAGCUAUCAUGGUUCAGUGAAGUCAUCUGCAUUUGUUUGUACUAAUGCUAAUGUUUCUAUCAAAAUUUAUCUGUGGAAAACCAUGCAAUCCUAUUUUAAAAAGUGCUAUUUAUGCCAGUACUUGAGAGGGAGCCUAUGAAGCUAUUGUCAGCUUCUCUAUUCCAAAAUGGAAGCAGCAUAACUAUAUUGAUAUCAGAAAUAUGUGGUUUUUAAGAUUUAUUGGUGUAUGAUAAAGAUCUGAUCUGUGUAUGCGUAUGCGCGUGUGGUUACUUUUUAUAAUGUAAAAACAUGAAUGAUGAUUUACUCAAAAUAAAACCUAGGACAAUGCUGUACAUGCAUGUUCUUGAAAAAAAUUCUCAGGGCAUCUUUUAUAAUUAAAAUAAAUAAAGGCAUUUACCCAUAGAGGGUAUUUAUUUAAAAUAGUAA
Molecule: messenger RNA, 3996 nt
Organism: Myiozetetes cayanensis
Lineage: Eukaryota; Metazoa; Chordata; Aves; Passeriformes; Tyrannidae
Gene: PPP4R4
Product: protein phosphatase 4 regulatory subunit 4
Exons: 24
Coding region: 303-2837 (844 amino acids)
Cellular component (GO): cytosol; protein serine/threonine phosphatase complex
Molecular function (GO): protein phosphatase regulator activity
Source: RefSeq, a predicted model, not a curated record